UAUGAGAAGUUUAGAUGACCUCACUAAAAUUGAGAGCUUCUUCUGCAAUGGCAUUCUUAUCCACCCAAAGAUGUUGGUUCCUUAUUGCAGCUCUGAUCUCCAUAGCUGUCUCCUGCUGCAAAUCAGAAUUAGCAGGGAACGAUCCAAGUCAACUUGUUGCAAGAGCAUUAGAAUGCUUCAAUAAUGAUAAUAUUUAUAGCAGCUGCGAGGAAACUUAUCGAUUGCAGGCGAACGGAAACAUCAAUGUUCCUCCCGAAGCAACCGAUGAAUACUGCGACGGGCCUUGCCUGGAGGAGACAAAGCUUGUGCUCCAUUGCAUCAAUGGCAUCUUAACCAACUUCUUGUUUUAUAAUAAGGCCACUGUACAAGACAUAAGCGCUACACUCGAUGCAGGGUGUGGCCAAACCAGUGAAAGAGGGAACUUCAAUGUGGCAGAGCACAUUCAAGAUGAACAUAGCAGCAAUGCAUACAGCGAUAGAGCCCACCUGAUGUGCGUGUAUCUGUCUCUGUCCAUGUCCAUGCUCACACUCUUCUAUUUCUUUUUCUAGUAUAAUAAGUAUGUGUUCCAUCAAAGAAAAAUAUGCACUAGUUUUCUUUUGGGUGAAAUAAAAAUGUGUAUUCUUCAAUGAUUGUUUACAGAGAUUAUCUAAAUGACACCUCCAUAGGUGUAUAACAAAUUAUGUACUAGUUGAUGAUUAUAUAUGGAGACUAUUUAAUCCUUUAUAUAUAUA
Messenger RNA from Macadamia integrifolia, 731 nucleotides. RefSeq lists its product as uncharacterized. The transcript is spliced from 4 exons. The record is from RefSeq and is a predicted model, not a curated record. NCBI's taxonomy places the organism in Eukaryota, Viridiplantae, Streptophyta, Magnoliopsida, Proteales, Proteaceae. The coding region runs from base 15 to 548 and encodes 177 amino acids.